Messenger RNA from Mauremys reevesii (Reeves's turtle), 2573 nucleotides. RefSeq names its product DnaJ heat shock protein family (Hsp40) member C5 beta (gene DNAJC5B). Bases 473 to 1063 code for a protein of 196 amino acids. Lineage: Eukaryota; Metazoa; Chordata; Testudines; Geoemydidae. The transcript has 8 exons. The record is from RefSeq and is a predicted model, not a curated record.
CCCUCCAGCUCAGUUGGAGAAGACAUGCCAGAGGAGAAGGACAUCUCCCACCCACUGCUGGAGUUUGGACCCAAUGGCAGCUGCUACAGCGCCUGAGACCUGAAGGGACUGCCAGUUGCUGGAGAUGCCAAGCAGCUGUUGGAGCUGCCUUUAGCCAUUCACCUCGGCGAGAUGAACGAUGACCCCCAGGACUGGGGAGAAGAAACCAAGAGUAGGAAGACCUGGAAUUGUCUAUCAGGCAUGCUGAGAAAACUGAGGAUGUAUGAAGAAACUCACAGGAUUUCAAUGAUUUCUGGCAAAAGUUACUUCUGUGAUAAGGUCUUCCAGAGGGAGAACCAAUUGGAUACUAGACUAACACAAAAAAUAGUAACCAGACUCCAAUGACCUGUUUAACCCUGACUGUGAGGGAUGAAAAGCAGCAGCCUUCUUGUAUGGGACAGUGCUUCAGUAGUCUUGGUAAUGCACAGAUAAGAUGGCUGAACAAAGGCAACGGGCUUUAUCCACAUCAGGAGAAGCAUUAUAUGAAAUUCUGGCUCUGGAGAAGGGGGCAACACAUGAAGAAAUUAAGAAAUCUUACAGAAAAUUGGCUCUGAAAUAUCAUCCUGACAAGAAUCCCGACAAUCCAGAGGCUGCUGAAAAAUUUAAAGAGCUCAACAAUGCUCAUGCGAUACUGACUGACCUGUCCAAGAGAAACAUAUAUGAUAAGUAUGGAUCAUUAGGGCUAUAUGUGGCGGAACAAUUUGGAGAAGAAAAUGUUAAUGCAUACUUCAUGCUUUCAAGCUGGUGGGCAAAGGCCCUGUUUGCAGUUUGUGGCCUCUUGACAGGCUGCUACUUUUGCUGCUGCCUGUGCUGCUGUUUCAAUGGCUGUUGUGGACAGUGUAAACCCAAGCCACCAGGAGGGGAAGAACAUGAGUUCUGCAUGUCUCCUGAGGAUUUGGAAGAGCAGAUUAAGACAGACAUGGAACAAGAUGGAGAAACUCCAAUCAUACUUCAGCCGACAAAUGCAAAUGAGAAAACUCAACUAAUCGGAGAUGGCCAUCGCAGCUAUCACACAGACUCAUAAAGCAAGAGCAAGUACAGUCUGAUUGCAGUUUGCUCUCUAAGUAGGAAUGUCACAAAGAGGGUUCAGAAAAGCUAAUUGAAAAGCACUGCAUUUUUUUUCCAUAUUUGUAUUUGAUUUUUAAGUUAGGCAAAGAUAACUUGAAUGUAAUUUCCUGUGGAUGCAGACUCUUUAACUCACGGGGCCUUCAAAAUGAACAGUCCCAUCCUCUGUGUUCUGCACUGAGAUACUUACCGUUAGCAUACUGUUAUACUGAUUAGCAUAUUGCCCUUGAAGGGGGUUAAUACUUUUGAGCUCAAGCUAUCCCUUCAAUACAAUAAUAUUCCUCUCUCUCAUCUCCCCUUAAAUGAAGCUCCCUUUCCUCACCUAAGCAAGGACUUUCCCUGAUUAGGGCUUUGAGUCCACUCAAGAAGGCACCAGUUCUGUCAUUGUCUGACAAUGUGAUGUUCUUAGUUUGCCACCCAGUUUUAGGGUAGAGACUGCAUUUAUAAUGCUAUUGCUUCCUUUGAGGAAACGAUGGAAGUGUUUUCAAUAGACAGCAAAGGAACGGUAGGUAUCAGGAAGGGUCUGACUUUGCAAAGAGGGAGUUUUCCCUGACAGCACUAAUCUGCUUAGUAGACUGAAGCUUGCUGGGAAUGGGACCAGAGCAGUAAAGAAGCUGAGUCAAUUGCUUGGCACAGGGCAUGAAUCCAUCACCCAAGAGCUUAACAGUCAGAAGGCAGUUCAACCUAAACCCAGGAGACUAAUCUCCUAAUUGAAAUGCACAUGAUCUCUGUGUCUUGAUUCUGCGCAUGUGCAUUACAGCACCUGCACGCGAGCAGAAGCAGGAGACCGGCAGGAAAAUACCACACAGAUGUGGAUGGUUGAUGCUCCCUAUUUGCCAGUUGUAAGACUUGGCAGCUGCAUUUCUCCUUCUUCUUGGACUGAUCAAUCUGAGACACAUAUCAAAGUUCUGUUGUUGUUUUUUUUAAUUGGGAGUAUGCCUGUGACCUCAUGCAACCCUUGGCUCCUCCACCUCCCUACCUUUCGGCUCCCUAACUCCUUUGGGAUAGAAUGGAAGAUGACCCUCAGCCGAGUCAACAGACAAUUGCCUGCCUACUUAUUCCCCUUACUGAUGGCUUUGUACUUGUUCUUUCCCAACUGUCCUACUGACAUGCAAAAAAUGGGCUGAGGGGUGGGGUCAGGAAUUGACAGGAAGAGAAGGAGGCAAUCAUGCUGAAAGGGCAGGAGGUAGCUUCCUGGCAGAGGGAGGCAGAACAAGAUAGGACUUGCUUCUCUUAACAAUCUUGCCCUGAUCCAGUGACCAUUUCCCCCACCCUCUGCUUUGCUACAAGUCUAUAAUACAUGUAUUGCACUUCAAAUUAUAUAAUAAUUACCCAAUCAGGUUUAAAUUGUAUUCCAGAAGCAGGCUCUCUUUGCUUUGUUUAACCAGCACACUGUUGUAAGAUAUUUCCAGCCCUGAUUCCAUGGUACUGACACGUCUUAGACAUGUAAACCAUUCUGUAUAGACAAU